AUGGCUAACUACACCAAGUUUUUAAAAGACAUCAUAUCUAGGCAUAAGAAGUUAGGUGAGCAUGAGACAGUAACCUUAACAAAGUGUAGUAGUGAUGCUCUAAGGAAUCCAUUGCCUGUUAAGUGUAAGGAUCCAGGUAGUUUUACUAUCCCUUGCUCAGUAGGAAGUAAGAACCUAGGAAGAGCAUUGUGUGACUUAGGAGCAAGAAUUAAUCUUAUGUCUCUUUCUGUCUUUAAAGAGUUAAAUAUAGGAGAAGCUCGUCCCACUACUGUCACUUUACAACUAGCUGAUAGGUCCAUAAAGAAACCGGAAGGAAAAAUAGAAGAUCUGCUUGUUAAAGUAGAUGAGCUUAUUUUUCCCAUUGAUUUCAUAAUUUUGGAUUGUGAAGCAGAUCUUGAGGUGUCGAUGAUUCUUAAGAGGCUGUUUUUAGCAACUGAAGAUAUGGUAUUCAAUGUUAGGAAAGGAGAGAUCACUAUGAAGGUCAAUGAUGAACAGGUAACCUUUAAUGUCCUCGAUGCGAUGCUUCUCCCGGAUGAAGUCGAGGAGUGCUCUACAAUAGGGGCAAUAUGGAGGAACUCCAGCAAAUGA
Momordica charantia (bitter melon) is the source of this 588-nucleotide messenger RNA. RefSeq lists its product as uncharacterized. NCBI's taxonomy places the organism in Eukaryota, Viridiplantae, Streptophyta, Magnoliopsida, Cucurbitales, Cucurbitaceae. The record is from RefSeq and is a predicted model, not a curated record.